AUGGCUAAAGUGUUCAAGGGUAGUCAUGCGGCUGGCAUCUUCGCCGACAUGUCGGUUGAUGGGCCACCUAUUGGCACUCUGGUGGCUAUUAUCGAUCGCGCAAAGAAUCUCCCCAAUCGCAAGACUAUGGGGAAACAGAACCCUUACUGCGCAGCACGCUUGGGAAAGGAAGCAAAGAAAACUCCAACGGAUUUGCGAGGUGGACAAACUCCUAGAUGGGACCACGAGCUCCGUUUCACUGUACACCAAUCCCCGGACUACUACAAGCUAAAAGUUUCUGUGUUCAACGACGACAAAAAGACUGAUCUUAUUGGAGAAACGUGGAUCGACUUGAACAACCUUAUUAUUCCUGGAGGAAGCCAGGACGACCACUGGCACCCACUGCAGUCAAAAGGCAAAUACUCUGGUGAAGUUCGAAUCGAGAUGACAUACUAUGAUACCCGACAACAAGAUGAGGCAAUUAUUGAGAAGCGAAAAGAAGCAGCAGAAAGGGUCCAGGGCAAACCAGCUGCUGCUGCCAUCACAUCAAGCUCUGGCUUGUCGGGUCCUAGACAACUGAAUGCUUUCAAGCGACGACCACUGCCUACUGACCCAUCAGGAGUAGCCCCUCCUAGACCUCCUGUUCAAGAGCAACCUCAGCCAGCCCCUGCAUUGCAUCACCCAAUGCCUUCACGAAACAUACGGGAACAAGUCCAAAAUAUGCCCAUGGCUUCUGUUCCCGAGCCCGCCCAAACUUACCCGCAAAGACAUCACUCAGAGCCCUCAUAUGAGCAACACUAUAAUGCAUCACCUCAAUCUAGGGCGUAUGACGCCCCUGAAAACUAUCAACGCGAAUGGGAAGCUCCAGCCUCAGCCCCAGCGCUUCCUCCGGCAGGUGCAAUGAGACGUAACCCUCCACACGAAACGACUUAUGCCAGUCACGAGAACCCAGAGCUUGCAUAUGACUCGCGCCCACUGCAACCUCGCAGCCACUCCGACUAUGACCAGCAUCCUCCGAGAGAGUAUCGCACUGUGUCCCAAGAGCCAUCGUAUGAGGUCGAUAUGCACAGUAGGGCAGUAUACGAGCAGGGUGAGAAUAUCUACAGUCCACUCUCACCCCAAUAUACUGCACCUCCUAUGUCAUUCGGACCGGUGUCAACAUUCACCCCACGCCAGCCAGCAUAUGCAGAUGAGCCUCCACCUCUGAGCUACUCGCGGCCGAGUUCAUCGUCCGGGCCAGCAGGUGACCCUCGCUACCAGCCGCACGACGUUCGAGCACUGCAGCCAAUGCAUCGUGAAGUCUAUCAUCCUGAAUACGCCACUAUGCAGCCACGUGUGGAAGAUGAAGAUGAGGAUGGCCCACCUCCACCCCCACCAGUUCAUCGGUCUCGUAUGGCACAGCACCCACAGGCGAUGCAGCCAAUGCAACAACCGAUGCAACCAAUGCAGUCAGUCCAGCCAGCCCCGCCAGCUGCCAGGGAGCCCACAUCGUCGUAUCAGCCGUACACCCCGGGACACUCUAACUCCACAUCUCCCAUGCCCACCAGUCUCGUCGCUGGUUACGAGCCCGAGGAAUUCCCGAAAUAUGAGGAUCGACUCGGCCGGAGACGAAGCGCUCUUUUUGACGAUGAGAUGAUGAUUUCUCAACCGCCAGGACCGGGGGCCCUUGUACCCGUAUCCAAGACUGCCCAAGCACCACCUUCGCCCUAUGACUCUCCCAUCUAUCCUCUCCGUACCUCUCCACAGCCACCGACUGCCGAGCGACCGACCUCCAGCCGCGGUGGGUCUACCAGCACAGAUAUGCGAAUGGUAACACGAAAAUCGGUCAGCCCCCGACCCUCAAUCUCUAGUGACCGUGAACGUGCCUCUUCGAUCCCAUUCUCGCCCGACUCAUAUAACUCCAUCAACCCACAUGCAGCACGGCCCAACAGCAGAGAUCCUACACCAGCCUAUGACUCGCCAUCAACUGCCAGGGACGCAAAUGCAGUGGUCCGCUCCGAGGUUGAAUCUAUUCGGGAUCUCAGCCAGCCUAUCAUUGGUGACGAUGGCCGUGAGAUUGAUCCAUCUGAUCAUCUUCCUACGGACACUUGGGCUCCAGAGCCAGAGCGGAAGAAUCGCAAGGCGGAGGUCAUCAUUCGCUUCAAGCAUUCUCCUCGGGACCGGCCCACUUCCCGUGGUAAUGACACCGCUUCUCGCAGCCCCGCGCCGCCUCGCGUGGGCUUCAGGACGGAGACUAGUUCAUACAGUUCCGAUCGUCCGCGAUACACACCGAGCCAUCAGCCUAGCCCUGAUCCAGCACCGCAACGAGGGUACGAUAACUAUGGAGGUGGUUACACACAAACUCGAGGCUAUAGCGCACCAACAUCAACUGAACGCCCCCGCUCAUCCCGUGGCUCCGUUUCACCAUCUCCUGGUUCUCGCUCUCCACUGUACGACUACAGCUCCGGUCCACCAAUCCCAUCCAAGGUCCCGAUUGCCCAAGCCUCUCCUAGUUACCCGGUUGCUGCCAGUAAUGCCAGCAGCGGGAAUCCUGGUAUGGAUGCCUUGAGUCGGGAGUUAAAGACCAUUGAGAUUGGCUCGGCUGGAUGUAGCCCAAGUCGUACUGUUCGGAGAUAUGCCCCAGCUCGUCAAUCAGCAUCGAUUGGAUAUGCUAGUUAA
Penicillium pulvis is the source of this 2637-nucleotide messenger RNA. RefSeq lists its product as uncharacterized. The coding region runs from base 1 to 2637 and encodes 878 amino acids. The record is from RefSeq and is a predicted model, not a curated record. The transcript has 2 exons. NCBI's taxonomy places the organism in Eukaryota, Fungi, Ascomycota, Eurotiomycetes, Eurotiales, Aspergillaceae.